UCAUUCCUCACCUUAACCACUCUGCUUCACUCUCUAUCUUCUCCCUCUUCGAAUUUACAAAACAGAAAGAGAGAAAUAAUCUUUAGAGAGAGAGAGAGAGAGAGAGAGCGAGAAGAACAAGAAAUGAAUUCGAAGAUCGUUCAAGCUAUCUUCAUCGUUGCCCUAUUCGCUACCUCAUGCCUAGCUCAAGCUCCUGCUCCUACUCCAACAACCACCGUCACUCCUCCACCUCCUGCCGUCGCAACACCACCACCGGCAGCAGCUCCCUCCCCGUCCACCAGUACUUCUCCACCUGCCGCAACCCCUGCCCCCACAGCUACUCCUCCUCCUGCGUCUGACGUCCCCACAGCUUCCCCACCUGCACCAGAAGGUCCCGGAGUUAGUCCCGGCGAUCUAGCCCCGACCCCUUCAGACGUUGCCGCUCCUCCACCCAACGUUGCGUUCUCAAACAAAGCUUUCGUCGUCAGUACCACUUUGGCUGCAGUUAUUUACGCCGUUGUAUUGGCUUAGGAUAUUAUAAAACCAUUUCAUUUUUUUUUUUUAAUAUAGUGUCGGUGUUAAUUUCGUUAUUUGAAUUGUUUGUUCGAUUUGAUAUGAUCUGUGGGGGAAUGAGUAAAUUAUUUACGACGGAGUUUAUUUAAAUGGGCUGUUGACACGUAUAACUUGUCGUGGUAUGUUGCUAUGUAAAUCCUAGCUUAAUAAAAAUCAUUUUCAUUCAUU
This is a messenger RNA of Capsella rubella, 720 nucleotides long. RefSeq names its product classical arabinogalactan protein 7. The record is from RefSeq and is a predicted model, not a curated record. The transcript has a single exon. NCBI's taxonomy places the organism in Eukaryota, Viridiplantae, Streptophyta, Magnoliopsida, Brassicales, Brassicaceae. The coding region runs from base 124 to 510 and encodes 128 amino acids.